UGGUGAUGACAAGUGACAACUCCCGACGUAAUUGUCAGUUGUAAAAAUAUACAUACAAAUAAAAUAUACAAGUAGUAUUUCUAUAUAAUUGUAUUAUUUCAAAAUGGAUGAAAAUAUAGUUCCAACUGUGGUUUUUCAUCCAAUUAUUUCUUCAAUUCAAAAAAUCGCACUUUAUGAAACGAAAUCUAAAUUUUAUUUGAUGGGUUCAAACAAUACUUUAACACGGUUCCGAGUGUUAAAAAUUGAUCGCAUGGAACCGAAAGAAUUAGUUGUUGUAGAUGAUAAACGAGAAUAUACACAGGAUGAGAUAAAAGAUCUUGUAAAUAUGAUAGACAUGGGCAACCGUACCCGAGCUGGACAAAGAAACAAUGUUGGUGGAGUUGCAAGAAUUGUUUCAGCUUUUGGUAUUGUUGGCAACACUUACAAAGAACCUACAUCUGACAGUGGUGUAUCAGAAGCAUCUGAACACCAAAAAUAUCAAAAACCAUUGCACAAACCAACUCAAACUAAAUUCACCUGGAAAACGAUGUGGCAGAGAGAUACUUUUCCUCGACUAGUACCAGCUUUUGGUCUUCUUGGGUUUGUACGUUUUUUGGAAGGAUAUUAUAUAAUAUUAGUCACGAAACGCCGUAAAGUAGCUGUAAUUGGUCAUCAUACAAUAUAUAAAAUAGAAGAUACUUCAAUGAUUUAUAUUCCAAACGACAAUGUUCGUGUUUUUCAUCCGGACGAACAAAGAUACGUAAAAAUGUUUCAAAGUAUAGAUCUUAGUAGUAACUUUUACUUUAGUUAUUCGUAUGACUUAACGCAUACAUUACAAAGUAAUAUGACUCCGCCGAAACAUAUUAAAUCUGAUAUUUUUACUACUGAUAACAAGAAUUUAAAUAAUGAGACCGAAGAUGCAGAAGACUUUUUCAAUAUGUGGGAAUUUAAAAAGAAUUAUCAGACCAACAGUAAUACAGAAAAACAUGUUGAUUAUGGUUUACGAAGUAAUCCGCAUCGUCGAUUUGUGUGGAAUUCUCAUCUGUUGAAACCAGUAGAGAAAGAUUUAUAUCGUGACUGGGUUUUAUACGUUAUACAUGGUUUUAUUGGUCAAUCAAAUGUUAGUAUUUUUGGACGAUCGAUGUAUGUAACUAUUAUUGCCAGAAGAAGUAAUAAAUAUGCAGGUACCAGAUUUUUGAAACGUGGCGCAAAUUUUGAUGGAGAUGUAGCUAAUGAAGUAGAAACGGAGCAAAUUGUACACGAUUCUGGAGUAAGUUCUUUAAGCAAAGGUCGGUUUAGUACUUUUGUUCAAAUGCGUGGAUCAGUCCCUGGACAUUGGAGUCAAGAUGUUAGUAAAAUGGUUCCUAAACCUACUAUUACUUGUGAUUUGGCUGAUCCCUAUGUAGAAACAGCAGGUGCACAUUUUAAUCAGUUACUAAAGAGGUAUGGUUCUCCAAUUAUAAUUCUUAAUCUUGUUAAAAAACGUGAGAAGAAAAAACAUGAGAGCACGCUAAGCGAAGAACUAAGCAUGGCUGUUAAAUAUUUAAAUCAAUUUCUACCACCGGAACAUCAUAUUCAGUAUAUAAGUUUUGAUAUGGCUCGAAUGAAUAAAAGGAAGAAAGUCAAUGUUAUGGCACGAUUAGGUAAUAUAGCAUAUAAUGCCGUUUUGAAAACGAGUAUUUUUCAGUCACAAAAUCCAUAUUACAGUCAGAGAAAUCUGUUUCUUUCUCAAUCUAAUUAUAUUAAAAAACCUCACAGAACAAAUCUAAAUUCUAUAUUAUCAAAUAGUGCAUGUAAUAUUCAAAGUUCGAGAAAUGUAAUAAAUGAAAAUUUAUCUGACAAAUAUAAUAUUGGUUCUAAACUUUCUACAGAAAAUAAGUAUAACGAAUUAAAUUGUAUUGAAAAUAAAGUAAGACAAUGCUUUGGUAAAAGAGGUACAUUACAGACUGGAAUUAUUAGAACAAACUGUGUAGAUUGUUUAGAUCGUACGAAUACAGCUCAAUUUGCGAUAGGAAAAUGUGCCUUGGGAUUCCAGUUAUGUGCUUUAGGGGUACUGGAAUCUCCUAAAUUAGAAUUUGAUUCGGAUUGUGUAAGAAUGUUAGAGGAGUUAUACGAAGAUCAUGGUGAUACAUUAGCAUUACAAUACGGUGGUUCUCAAUUAGUGCACAGAAUAAAAACUUACAGAAAAACUGCACCAUGGACUAGUCAAGGUAAUGACAUUAUGCAGACCCUGAGCAGAUAUUAUAGUAACACCUUUAGCGAUCAAGAAAAACAACAUACAAUUAAUUUAUUCUUAGGUUUAUUUAUACCCGAGGAAGGGAAACCACCUAUUUGGGAACUUUUAACAGAUUAUUAUCUUCAUCACAAACCCGCUUGUCAAUAUUAUCGGAGAACAAAACUCCUAACUCAAUGGUGGGACACGAAUGUAUUAAAAUGUCUUCCUUAUGCAUUGAACGAAGUAACAAAAUCUUGUUUGGAAAUGAUACAAGUACAAAAUUCGAUGGAAGAAAUGAUCGAUGUUUACUACGAUUAUCAUAGACCAUACGAAUUAUCUCUACUUUCUGAAGUUUAUGCAUAUCAAAUUAGCCAUUCGGUAAGAGAUUUUAUGCCACAUUUCACAACGAGUUUUAGUCCAUUUGCAGUACGAGUACGACCAGGUAGAAGAAGGGAAGAAACUGGAAAUAAAAAUUUAAAUAUGAAAAAUCCUUCUAUGACUGGGCAAAGUAGCACCAGCAGCACAACAUCGAGUGCAAGUUCUAGCGACGACUCAAGUUCAGAUGACGAUGAAAGUCAUCAGCAUAUCAACGAUUGCCACUUGACAACUUCCAAAGAAAGCUCGGAAUUCACAUCUUUUGAAACUUUGUUUCCAUCUAUGAAAGAAGUGUAUGGAACUCAACCUGAAUAUCCUAAGAGAAAUGAUGUCAUAUUGUAUAAAAAAUUUGUAUUAAUUGGACGCAAUGCAACAUACCCUUCGGAUUACAUGAAACUUCGAUCAAAAUUAAUUCAACAAGCAUCAUUUCCAGAAACUACAACUGCUGUAGUUACGUUACCGGUAGUAAAAAAAUCUAGUAUAAAUAUAUACGAGGAAUAUGUUGAAAGAGCCAAGACCGGUGGUUCCAUACCAAAUGCCAAUGAUAUUAAUUUAUAUGAAACUUAUACCAAACAGCAUCGAUUACUUAAGAAAUCGAUAUGUUCAUAUUAAUUGUAUAAUUAAUGUAAAAUAAAACGGUAAAGAAAUUUGCAGAAUUA
This is a messenger RNA of Osmia bicornis bicornis, 3228 nucleotides long. It is a transcript of the gene FIG4, whose product is annotated as polyphosphoinositide phosphatase. Gene Ontology annotation, biological process: phosphatidylinositol dephosphorylation. Bases 104 to 3181 code for a protein of 1025 amino acids. The record is from RefSeq and is a predicted model, not a curated record. Lineage: Eukaryota; Metazoa; Arthropoda; Insecta; Hymenoptera; Megachilidae. The transcript has 14 exons. Gene Ontology annotation, cellular component: intracellular membrane-bounded organelle. Gene Ontology annotation, molecular function: phosphatidylinositol-3,5-bisphosphate 5-phosphatase activity.